CGCCGGACACAAAGACUGGCGAUCUUUUGGACGCGCAGCACUGGACAUGGAGGCCAAGCUCCAUGUUCAGGCCCCCUCCAGUGACAGGAGGAAAGGCGCCUUCCCUCGCGGUGGUAGAAAGGGAAAGGCGACCUUUGCAUACACGGGCUCUGGGUCCGCCUCUGAAACAGGAUCCCAGCCUGGAGACCUUUGGCUUACCCAACCGGCCAACCAAGCAUCACAUUGAGCUGCUGCCUGGGGCGGUCCCUCCCAAGGGCAGCAUCUACAGGAUGUCACCUGCUGAGCUUGAGGAGCUCAGGCGACAGCUUGAGACCCUGACCAGCAAGGGUUGGAUCAGGCCCAACACUUCUGAAUUCGGUGCUCCAGUCCUCUUUGUUCCAAAGGGGAGUGGUGAGUUCAGAAUGUGCAUAGACUACAGGGGUCUCAACAGGAUCACUAGGAAGAGCACAGAGCCACUUCCUAGGAUCGAUGACCUUCUGGAUAUGGUCCAGGGGUGCACCAUCUUCAGCAAAGUCGACCUCAAAUAUGGUUAUCACCAGAUUGAGAUGGCAGAGGAGGACGUCCACAAGACGGCCUUCAAAACCAGGUAUAGUACUUACGAGUACCUGGUUAUGCCAUUUGGACUUUGCAAUGCACCUGGCACAUUCCAGACAGAGAUGCACCGCAUCUUCAGGCCGUACCUGGAUAAGUUUAUGGUUGUCUACCUGGAUGAUAUCCUGGUAUUCAGCAAAACUAUCAGGGAACAUGCGGAGCACCUGGCUCUGGUUCUUCAGUCGUUACGUGACAGCCAGUACAAGAUCAACAAAGAGAAGUCCUCUUUUGGAGUUCCCUCUGUGAUCUACCUGGGUCAUGUAAUCUCUGGAGAUGGCUUGGCCCCUGAAGCAGCCAAGAUUGCGGCUAUUCAGGAUUGGCCACAGCCCCAGACAAUGGCCUUUGCACGACUCAAUCAGGCCUUGACUCGUGCACCUGUCCUGAAGUUACCUGACCCCACUUUGCCAUUUGUCCUGACCACUGACGCCAGUCAGUAUGGCAUUGGGGCAGUACUUCAGCAGGAUGAUGGGAAUGGUCUGAGCCCUGUCGAGUUCAUGAGUAAGAAGAUCAAGACUCAGAAGCUUCAGGACUCUACGUACGAGAAAGAGCUAUAUGCUCUUGUCAGUGCCCUGAAACAUUGGAAGCACUUUCUCCUGGGCAGGCACUUCAAGAUCUUUUCUGAUCAUUCCACCUUACAGUGGUUGAAGUCCCAGGGAGAGUUGAAUGAUAAAUUGGCACGUUACAUUCAGUUUAUUGAUUUGUUUGACUUUGAACUGAAGCACAAGAAGGGCUGCUACAAUAAGGUAGCUGAUGCCCUCUCUCGUAGGCCUGACUCUUUUGCGUUGAUCUCCUCUACUCAUUCCUUUGGAGAGGAGGUCCGUCAGACCAUUGCUCGUUCCCUGCCUCAGGAUCCGACUUAUGGACCCAUCGUCAGGAAUCUGCAAGCAGAUCCCAGCUCUGAACCUGGCUAUGCCCUGAGUUCAGAYCUGCUGUAUACUUACAGCAGAGGAGAGGAGCGCUUGUGCAUCCCUGAGGAUCAGCAGCUGAGGACACUGCUGAUGUCAGAGUGCCACGACGCGCGUGGACACUUCGGGUUCUUGAAGUCGUAUGCAGCCCUGUCGCAGCGCUUCUUCUGGAAGGAGAUGCGGAGUGAUAUGCUGUGCUACGUGGAUACCCAUGAGCUCUGCCAAAGGAACAAGGUUCAGCGUAAACCUCCUCUGGGAUUGCUCAAACCUUUGCCCACACCUGAUGGUCUUGCCCAGUCUGUAUCCAUUGAUUUUACAGACUUAGGCAAGACUACCCCUCGUGGCAUGCGUCAGGUUAUGGUCUGCGUGGACAGGUUUUCCAAGUACGCAGAGUUCAUCCCCUUUCCAGAGGUAGCUAGGGUACCGGCUGUGAGAACAGCCUUCUCUGAGAGGUGGGUCACUCACCAUGGACCGCCCACUUCUAUUGUGAGUGAUCGAGACCCCAAAUUUUGCAGCGAUGAGUGGCAGUCCUACUGCAAGGACUAUUUGCACUCCCGCCUGGACAUGACUUCUGGACGUCAUCCUGAAGCCAACGGAUUGGCUGAAGUGAUGAACCAAGUCCUGUUCCAGCUGCUGCGUCCUGUGAUCUCUCCAGAUCAGCAGGACUGGGAUCUCCACUUGGUGAGAGCACAACUCAUGUAUAACAUGUCUGUCCACUCCUCGACAGGGUUCAGUCCCUACCGGUUACAUUGGGGGCGUGAGCCGCGACAGCCUCUCGAUGAUAUCAUCGAUAAGGCUAAGCCUGCCCUUACCCCAGGCACUGCAGAGUUCGCCAGACGCUAUCGUCUGGAUGUGGAGAGGGCGCGGGCGAACUUGUUCAAGGCCCAAAAGGCCAUGAUUGAACAAGCCAACCGCCACAGGCGGCCUUCCCCCAUCCGCACUGGUGACUAUGUCUGGGUGGCCAGUUCUCAGUUGUCGAGGGAGGAGGAUAUCUCCCCCAAGCUGUUGCCACGCUACCUGGGUCCGUGGCAGGUUCUAGAUACAGUGGGCGCUGACCCCUUCGGUCUGUCGUACGUUAUCGACGUUCUGCUGCAUCUACGAACCUAUCCGGUCUUCCAUGCAUCCAAACUGUUGUCUUUUACGCCAGCUGAUGCAUUCCCUGACCGGCCCCCUCAAUGGGGCCCACCAAUCCCUGGUAAGGGGUAUGCUGUGGUGGCCAUUGAGGAUGAGUGGGGCACUGGCCCCGACCGGCAGUAUCUUGUUAGGUUCGCUUUUCAGCCCCCUUCUGAGAAUCGGUGGUUCUACAGAAGAGACCUGAUCAAGACAGCAAAGUCUGUUGUACUGCGGUAUGAGGCAGCUCAGAAGGGUGACCUUCGCCGUUCACCUCGUCUGCACCCCUAGCUCGGAGGUCCUCGCUCCCGGGGAGG
Molecule: messenger RNA, 2923 nt
Organism: Chara braunii
Lineage: Eukaryota; Viridiplantae; Streptophyta; Charophyceae; Charales; Characeae
Source: the annotation of a GenBank genome assembly